AUGGUGCGUUUCGUUUCGACAUUAAGCCUUCUGAGCUGCGCGGCGGCUUUCGCCAUGGCCCACGGUGGCGAGGACAUGGACAUGGACAUGGACAUGGACAUGGACAUGGAUGCGCACGCAAGCACCACUGCCGUGGUGCCCGUGCCGMACGAGCCCAAGCAUCUGCACGGUCUCCCCAUCCUGCAGUGGCCCACGCUCACUCCCGCUGAAAGACUUUACUGGGAGAACUAUAACACCACCACCUACUUCACCACGAGCGAGGGCAGCCGCGCUGCCCUGCGCUACCACGCAAGCACGCUGCUGCUGCUUGCGUUCGUGCUCUAUCCGGUUUCGCUGGCGCUCAGCGCCGCCCGCUCCCGGUGGUACCUGCCCUUGCUCUUCGCCAACCUGUGUGUCGGCGCCUCCUCCGUUACGGCCCUUUUCCUGUACGAAACCUCCUUCCCUGGGGACGACUUGUAUCCGCACAACAUCUACGGCACGACCUCCGCGGUCUUGCUCGCUUUGAUGCUCGUCCACUUCUUUGCCGCCGUGCUCGCCGUGCCCGUCUCGCCAGAACCGCUACAUGACUACCAUCCCGUUGACGCCAUCCCGCUGGACGACCUAGAGUCCACCCCCGUCAUGGUGUCUCACAGCGCACGCGGGUCGCCGAGCCCUUCCUCCAACAGAGACACCCUGUGUUCGCUCUCGUCCGGCACCAACCACAAGCGCGGGCACGAUGACGACGACUACUACGACGACGACGACGCCGACGCCGACAUCACCGCCAUCGAGUCCCCGCCACUGGCUUCACAAGAAGUGCCCCUGUUCCACAUCCUGUUCGCUAGCGCCUGGUACCGGGCGCUAGCCCACCGGCUGUCGCGCCCCGCCCUGGCCGUCUUCCACCUGCUCAACUACUCGCUGUUCGUGUACGUCUUCGUGGACAUGGUCGUCGGCUUCGCCGUGGGCAAUCUGCUCGGCAAGGGCAUCCGCAUCUUCAACCUCCUGGCGCACUGGAUCAAGGGCGGCGUGUUCUUCAUCCUGGGCGUAGUGUCGCUCGCGCGGUACUGCGGAUUCGGCGCCAAGUACGGCUGGGCGUGGAACAGGGUCUGUAUCACCGCACACCUCUCGCACGAGCGGUCGUCCAACCUCCUGUUCCGCCUCGCUCCUGCGGGCACCGUCACCAUGGAGGGCAUCGAGUCGUUCCUCAUCUUCUUCUACGGGUCCACCAACGUGUUUCUGGAACACCUGGCGGGCAGCGGCGGCGCGUGGACCGCCAAGGACCUGCAGCACGUCUCCAUCGCGUUCAUGUUCAUUGGCACCGGGCUGUGCGGGCUGCUCACGGAGUACAAGCUCAACCACUGGCGAUUCGACCGUGCACGCGGCCAUUCGCACGCAGACUUGGUCGCCGCCACCCCCGGCUACUCCCCGAACCCAUUCCCGGCUUUCACCAUCUUCUGGACGGGCAUCCUCAUGUCCCAGCACGCGCAGGCCUCGCAGACCUCCACCACAAUCCACAUGCAAUGGGGGUAUCUGCUGUCCUACGGGUCCUUCUUCCGCCUGCUCACGUUCUUGAUUCUGUUCCUGGUGCCCAACUCCCGCGGCACCGCCUCCAAGCCCUUCACAGAGCUGAUCACCUCCUUCUGCCUGCUCUGCGGCGGACUCGUGUUCAUGGAGUCCACCGACCAGAGCAUCGACGCCAUGGAGUACAGGGGACUAACCCCCAUGUUCACUUUCAACCUCAGCGUCGGCUUCGUCUCGCUGCUGAUGGCCUGGGAAAUGAUCCUAUUUAUUUGGAAGGACUGGCUUGUCAAAACAAGGAAGACCAGCCUUUAA
Molecule: messenger RNA, 1812 nt
Organism: Saccharomyces eubayanus
Lineage: Eukaryota; Fungi; Ascomycota; Saccharomycetes; Saccharomycetales; Saccharomycetaceae
Gene: TVS1
Product: Tvs1p
Exons: 1
Coding region: 1-1812 (603 amino acids)
Source: RefSeq, a predicted model, not a curated record